This is a messenger RNA of Oncorhynchus gorbuscha (pink salmon), 3803 nucleotides long. Its product is annotated as regulator of G-protein signaling 4-like. The record is from RefSeq and is a predicted model, not a curated record. The coding region runs from base 289 to 846 and encodes 185 amino acids. Lineage: Eukaryota; Metazoa; Chordata; Actinopteri; Salmoniformes; Salmonidae. The transcript has 5 exons.
UAAUCUAUAAGAUGUGUCUUAGGAAAUAUUUGUUAAAAAAAAGGGAAAAAUUUGUAAUAGGAAUUUUACAGGAAUGUAAUAUCCAUGAGUCAAAGACCUUGCGUCCUAGGGGAGUUUCGGUAAGCUGUGCCAAGGCAUCUAGGGGCCUGCACCAGCACACCGUAAACAUCACCAUAACACACCUCUCUUGAGAGGAUAAAUACCUGCCCAGGAUGGGCCUGGAAUGUUUACUAAGACCGUACAGUCUACAUCUAAUUCCUAGGAGGAAUCGCUGUCAAUUAUGUGAAGAUGCCCAAACUAUUAUUUUCAAAGAUUCGGAUCUAUGAAUUGAAGGAUAUACCGCAAAAAAGAACACAGAGAAGAAGCAGAAAAAGACAGAAAAAAUACAUCCAGUGUAUUCUGGCACAAAAGAUAAAUGAUGAGUCCUUUUCUACAAAAAUCAAUCCAGAGGACAAUAGAGGAAUCCAGCCAACUCUUGAGACCUUGUUGAAGGACGAAAGGUGCCUUGCAGCCUUCCGAGCCUUCCUGCGGUCCGAAUUCAGUGAGGAGAAUAUUGAAUUUUGGCUAGCAUGCAGAGACUACAGAAAGACCAUCUCACCGGCUGACCUGUUCUGGAAAGCAACAGAGAUCUACCAGGAGUUCCUCCAUCCUCAGGCCCAGAGAGAGAUCAACAUUGACCACCACAUCCACGAGAAGAUCAAAAGGUCCAUGAAAGCCCCUGCUCUGUGCUGCUUUGACGAGGCAGUGAGACAUGUGUACAAACUGAUGGAGAGCGACUCGUAUUCCAGGUUCCUCAGGUCAGAUGCCUACCUGGGGCUCGGACGCAAAGCCAGGACCUUCUGGUAGAGGUUAGGGGUCAAGAGUUUGUGAAUCAAGAUUCACCAAGUCCAAACGAGGAGGAUUCCAAACGAGUCAUGGAAACAUGAGACUUUAGAUCCUGAGGAUAGAACUGAAAGAUCCCCACAGGAAGUGACACAUAAUGACCACAGGAAAUGACUUAUGAGUUGGAGAAGAAGAAGAAAUGAGUAUAGAGUAUGGAGAAGCAUUGAGUGUUAGAGAUGAGUGAUGUGUGGUGAUGAGUAGUGUCAAUGAUUCAGAGUGCUCAACAGUACAUUUAUUCAAACAUCUAGACUGACUGAUGCAUCAAAAGUGGCGUUGGCGUAAAAACAAAUGUGUGUAUAGGGAAUCGUUUUAGGUAAGAACAGAAGGUACAGAAUGUCUAAAUGGAAGGACUUACAUUACAAAUGAUUACAGAAAUGAGUUACGUAUGGUUACAGAAAUGAGUUACGUAUGGAUACAGAAAUGAGUUACGUAUGGUUACAGAAAUGAGUUACGUAUGGUUACAGAAAUGAGUUACGUAUGGUUACAGAAAUGAGUUACGUAUGGUUACAGAAAUGAGUUACGUAUGGUUACAGAAAUGAGUUACGUAUGGAUACAGAAAUGAGUUACGUAUGGUUACAGAAAUGAGUUACGUAUGGUUACAGAAAUGAGUUACGUGUGGUUACAGAAAUGAGUUACGUAUGGUUACAGAAAUGAGUUACGUAUGGAUACAGAAAUGAGUUACGUAUGGUUACAGAAAUGAGUUACGUAUGGUUACAGAAAUGAGUUACGUGUGGUUACAGAAAUGAGUUACGUAUGGUUACAGAAAUGAGUUACGUAUGGUUACAGAAAUGAGUUACGUAUGGUUACAGAAAUGAGUUAUGUAUGGUUACAGAAAUGAGUUACGUAUGGUUACAGAAAUGAGUUACAUAUGGAUACAGAAAUGAGUUACGUAUGGUUACAGAAAUUAGUUACGUAUGGUUACAGAAAUGAGUUACGUAUGGUUACAGAAAUGAAGCACUAAAAGGCUUUUAAGUAUUCCAUUCAAGUGUUAUUUGUUAUGGCAAAGACAAAAAUCUGUUUUUUAAUUUCAUGCUUAUUUGACACCCAUGAUAUGGAUCUGUCAGCAAUAUGAAACAUGAAUAACUGUUAUUCAUUUAACUCUUAAUACUAAUAUAGCAUGGAUGGACCCUGUCAGUUUAAAUAUACAGUAUACUUCCAUAAGUCAGGAUGUUGACGUUGUCAGAGUGAAGGGUUAUCUUUAAUUUGUCCUGUGACACUGAGUAAUCGUGUGUGGUCGGUGGGCAGGGCAAAUCGGAGAAAAUGAUUUUCCAGAGCCUGCUGACUGUAAGUCUGUUGUGAUCACACGUCAGCUGUCUCAGCUAAUUGCCCAGAGCCAGCCCAGCGACUAUGUAUUGAAGCUGGAAAAAAUGUGCCCUGUCACCGUUGACCCCACUCUAUAGAUGGCUCUAUUUCUCAAAGUUGUCUCUUAAAAAGGUAAUCUGGAUGGCUCUAAGGAAUAACUGUGAGUUUGACCCAGAACUCCCACCAGUGGAUUGGAGUCAGUGGAUGCUCUGAUGCAUGGCAAAUUGGCCUGAAUGUGUCCCCUUGUUAGGGAAGUAAUCUCAUCACCAAGGACCAACUGUUCUGUGAUGACUUUUAACAUCAGCAUGGCGCACUAUGGACAAAUGUCUGGAGGCUAGCACAGCGUGAUCUUCAAUUGAGCAUUGCGCAAGAAUUAUGAGAAGAACUCAUAAGAGAAUAAGUGUUAUUACUACAUACAAGGUUAUAAAUAGACCACAGGAAGAGUAGCUGCUGCUUCAGCAACAGCUAAUGGGGAUCCUAAUAAAAUACUAAAUACUUAAAGCAGUCUUCAAAGGGAAUGUUUUAUGUGAGAGUUGAUAUUUUCAAAGAGGACUAUUGGGUAGAGGGAAGACCAGACAAUAGCAACUUAUAUUGCAAUAUUUAGCUCGGUAAGUCAAUAGUAUGGUAUAAUAUAUUCAAUUACACAACAUUUUGUUUAAUAAAUAAAAAAAGGGGAGGGGGAGUUGGCAUGAAGGGAUAUUCUUGCUCAAUGACAGGGAUCUCACCCCUCCCGCCUCACGACAACAUCACACCACUUUGUCCUUCACAGUCUGACGCUGUUUUCCUUUGUCCCAAACGGUUGCCAUGACAGCUGAGGGGAAGUGAGUAAUGUGCAGUGUAUUUCUGAUACUGUCUGAGUUACUCAAUACCGUCACUCAGGAACUUCUAGAAUGGAUACUGUUCAUAUUGGUGUAAAGCAGAAGUAGAAAGGAGAUUCAGCAACUCUUGGAGGACAAUGUUAUUCAAUUGUUUUUUUUUAAAGCAUAUUUAUGGUGUCAACCACACAGGUGAUUGUGGUGUGUUCGUUUAAACCUCUGGUCAGUUUUUACUGUAUGAUGUAAAGGUAGAUGUGUGGUGGUGUGGAAUUGAAGGCACAAGGCAGAUUAACUGUAAGUGGCCAUGUUUUGGUGUCACUUGGUUGUGCUUGACUGCUUGUGGCCAUCUUUGGGUAAGUUGAGGAGAACCACAUCAGUUACUGUGCGGAAUGACAACGGGCAGGUCAUUGGACAUUGCUGCCUAUAGUCACAUUGGCCAUGAGUUGUCUAUAUGACUCUGGCUAAUGUAUGCAAAGGCUAUAAACCCACAAUCUACAAACUAAACAACUGACUGUCUAUAUUGGAUUGAAUCAUCAUAUCAUUUAGUAAAGACACACCUCGCCGCUGGACACAGUAUAAGAAAUUAAACAUCCCAAUGACAUUUCAACAGGGUACCGAAACACACACCAAGCGAAGGUCAUGAUUUGCCUAUCACUGUCACUGUCUCUGUCAUUUGCAUCUUAGCAGCCCAGACCAAAAAAUAUGGUGGACAUAAAGAGCACACUUUGAACGAGGAGCAGUUAGGCUGCCUGGAAAACCGGACAAAGAGAGAGAGAGAAAGAGAGAGAGAAAGAGAGAGAGAGA